AUGCAUUUGUUGCGGACCGCCUUGCUCGGCUUUGUCAGCCUCCUGUCGCUGCAAGUCACGGCCACACCAACUCCGUCGGUCCAGGAGCGCCAGACAACGACAAUUUCUAAUCGAGUCAUCUUCUCGCCCCCAACCAAUGCUGGGUGGGUUGAUCCCCGCGUCUUGUAUGCCCGGGCUGUCCAUUUGAAAUCCGGCGCUCUGCUCGCGACCUGGGAGAAUUAUUCUCCUGAGCCGCCUGCUGUCUACUUCCCCAUUUAUAGGUCGACCGACGGUGGUUCGACGUGGACAGAGAUCGGCCGAGUCCGUGAUACAGUCAACGGCUGGGGCCUGCGAUACCAGCCCUAUCUGUACGAGCUGCCCAGUGCCAUUGGACGUUUUCCUGCUGGCACGCUGCUCCUGGCUGGCAACAGCAUCCCAACAGAUCUAAGCAAGACCAAGAUAGACGUAUAUGCUAGCACCGAUGGUGGUGUGAACUGGUCGUUUGUCAGCAGUGUGGCGAGUGGAGGUGAAGCCCGGCCUAACAACGGCUUGACACCUGUCUGGGAGCCUUUGCUCUUCGUCUAUAACAAUCAGUUGAUCUGCUACUACGCCGAUCAGCGCGACUCGAGGAACGGACAAAAACUGUCGCACCAGACGACCACUGACCUGGUCUCUUGGAGUUCCCCGGCAGACGACGUCAGGGACGCAAGCAACUACGCAGCGCGGCCGGGUAUGCCAGCCAUCGUCAAACUUCCGAACAACAGCUACAUCUUUGCCUACGAGCUAUGCGGAAGUGAUGGCUGCCGUGUCCAUUAUCGAAUCACCAGCAACCCACUCAACGUCGCGGCCGCGGCCGAUGUCACGCUCAGGUCCACGGCCGGAACGGUACCCACGAGCUCGCCGUUCCUCGCCUGGUCCAGCGUCGGUGGCGCCAACGGAACCAUAAUCCUCAGCGGGGGAAGCCAAUCGCAGAUCUUCACCAACCGGGCGUUGGGAGCUUCCAACGCGUGGGUCCAGUACAACACGCCACAGCCCAACGCAUACUCUCGCUCGCUGGCUGUCUUCCAGGACGAUGCAAGCAAGCUUGCGAUUAUCGGCGGAGGCUGGCUGCCACCUAGCAGUACCAAUCAGGUCAGCAUCAGUGUCAUUGACCUGCGAGCUACGAUUGGGGUUUGA
Diaporthe citri is the source of this 1155-nucleotide messenger RNA. RefSeq lists its product as uncharacterized. The transcript is spliced from 2 exons. The coding region runs from base 1 to 1155 and encodes 384 amino acids. NCBI's taxonomy places the organism in Eukaryota, Fungi, Ascomycota, Sordariomycetes, Diaporthales, Diaporthaceae. The record is from RefSeq and is a predicted model, not a curated record.